Messenger RNA from Penicillium cataractarum, 855 nucleotides. Its product is annotated as putative U-box domain protein. The record is from RefSeq and is a predicted model, not a curated record. Gene Ontology annotation, biological process: proteasome-mediated ubiquitin-dependent protein catabolic process; protein polyubiquitination; positive regulation of proteolysis. The coding region runs from base 1 to 855 and encodes 284 amino acids. Gene Ontology annotation, cellular component: cytoplasm. Gene Ontology annotation, molecular function: ubiquitin protein ligase activity; protein-folding chaperone binding. The transcript has 3 exons. NCBI's taxonomy places the organism in Eukaryota, Fungi, Ascomycota, Eurotiomycetes, Eurotiales, Aspergillaceae.
AUGGCGCAAGCACUGAAGAAAAAGGGAAACGAAUUCUUCAAGGAGGGUGACUAUAUCAGCGCCGAGGACUACUACUCCCAAGCAAUCGCCAAGGACCCACACGAUGCGACCUUCUUCACGAACCGCGCCGUGACCCGCAUUAAGCUCGAGAAAUGGGAAGAUGUCGAGCACGAUGCGCGCGCCGCAAUUAACAUCUACGGCAAGAAAGAUCCCGCCUCGCUCAAGAGCAGCGUCUAUCUCGCCGAGGCGCUGCUUGCCUUGAACCGGCCUCAAGAAGCAUACGACCUUACCCUCACCGCAUACCAGUUCAGUCUUGAGGCGAAGCACGUUCAGACCGAGAAGCUGUCCGGGAUGCUUCUACGCGCUAAGAAGGCGUUGUGGGAAGCACGGGAGACGGCGCGUCUGCAUGAGAUGGACGAGACGUUGAAGAGCUUGGAGGAGCUGAUUAAUGCGGAUAUGGCGCGUUCGGAGGCGGAGCUGAAGAGUCAGCUGGAGAAGAUGGAGAUUGGCGAGGUGGGAUAUCGGGAGGACUUGAGUGCGCUGCAGGAUGAUGCGCGUACGAAGAUUUCUCAUAUUCGAGAAGCUUUCAAGAUCUCGUCCAAGGGAGAUAUUCAAGAGCGCGUUGUGCCCGACUAUCUGAUCGAUGGCAUCACUUUCGAGGUCAUGCAUGAUCCUGUCAUGACUCCUUCUGGCACCAGCUUCAACCGCGGCGGUAUUGAGAAGUACGUAGCAAAGGCGGGCAUAGAUCCGAUCACUCGCGAACCGAUGACCAUCAAGGACCUGCGGCCGAACUAUGCACUCAAGGCGGCAUGCGAAGAAUUCUUGACUAAGAAUGGCUGGGCCGUGGAUUGGUGA